AUGCACAAGGGGUCUCGUUACCUUCUUGCGACAAGAACACCAUCGAACCGUACGCUCGGUCCAUACACUUUUUUCAACGACCUCAUCCACCUCCCCGACUCUCCCCCCACCCCCACCCCCCAGCGCGUUCGGUGUGCCAAGCUGUGGUCCGAGCUGCUGUCUUCCUUCAUGGAGAUGGCGACCCAGCCCGAGCGAAAACACCUUGUCGAAAACGCGUCGAAGAUUGGGCGCUCUUGGCUCCGACAGAUACCCUACUUCGAACCCCUUCGUCUAUCCAACCACGAGAUCGCUGCUGGUCUACACUACCGACUCCUCACCCCCGCCUACUCCCCCGUCUGCGCUGCAUGUGCCAACGACUCCGACCUCGGUCACGACGAAGAAGCCGGCAGGGAUGGAGUGGAUGGAUUGGUGCAGGGAAGGAUCGUGGCGUGGUUGACGAAGAGGGAUGCCGAGGUGGUGGACAAGGCGCCGAGGAUUUACGGGGGGGCGUUUCGCCCCCUUGUUCUUUCUGCGGGUAGGCUUAUGGGUGAAGAGACGGCGGUCGAGUGGAGGAGUUGGCGGAAGUGUCUCGAGAAGGAGGUGUGGGACGGGCUGCAGAGUAGGGUGGGGAUCGAGUUGGUGAAGGCGAGGGCGAGGACGAUGUGGAUGUGA
Messenger RNA from Cryptococcus amylolentus CBS 6039, 651 nucleotides. RefSeq lists its product as hypothetical. The coding region runs from base 1 to 651 and encodes 216 amino acids. The record is from RefSeq and is a predicted model, not a curated record. The transcript is spliced from 2 exons. NCBI's taxonomy places the organism in Eukaryota, Fungi, Basidiomycota, Tremellomycetes, Tremellales, Cryptococcaceae.